UGCGCAAAAUCAACCGCAGCUUUGGCUGUCAAUCACCGAAUCUGGGCUGGUGAUUACUCACCGUCACCUGGUGAUCACCAAGUAAUACCGAUGGGGGAUUGAACUGUAUGUAAACAAUACAGUUCUCUCCCCUGUCAGCUCCAUCACACUGCUUUGUAUGGCUCUGCAUAGCAGAGCCAGUGGAAACCACAGGCACAGCCCCAUAGUAAAACACACACAGCACACAGUUAACCCUUUGAACACCCCAGAUGUUAACCCCUUCCUGCUCAGUGCCAUUAGUGCAAUGUCAGUGCUUUUUAUUAGCACUGAUCACUGUAUUGGUGUCACUGGGGAUGUCAGUGACACAAAGUCAGUUCCCCCCAGUGUCUGAAUGCCCACUGCAGUCCCGCUAUAAGUUGCUGA
Staurois parvus is the source of this 402-nucleotide messenger RNA. The record is from the annotation of a GenBank genome assembly. NCBI's taxonomy places the organism in Eukaryota, Metazoa, Chordata, Amphibia, Anura, Ranidae.